This is a messenger RNA of Vespula pensylvanica (western yellowjacket), 1030 nucleotides long. RefSeq names its product gamma-glutamylcyclotransferase-like. Gene Ontology annotation, molecular function: gamma-glutamylcyclotransferase activity. The transcript has 4 exons. Bases 272 to 802 code for a protein of 176 amino acids. Lineage: Eukaryota; Metazoa; Arthropoda; Insecta; Hymenoptera; Vespidae. The record is from RefSeq and is a predicted model, not a curated record.
AGAGGUAAUGUGACACACGUAUUUCCUUACGAGAGAUUACUCCCGGCAACGCUGAUCGCAGAAAACUUUUAAAAUUAAUUAUUAGGUGGCGCUUUAAGCGUCAUGGAUUUUGCCUCCUUAUCUUACUUUCCCUUAACCUCCGCUAAUUUGUGUUACAUGUUUCUUAUCACAUGAUAUCUAUUUGCGUUCGUUACUAGUUUCUCCGCUGUGACUCCGAUCGAUCUCUAUAUAAUUGAAAAUUUUCAUAUUUGCGAUCUAAUAUCGUCGCGAGAUGGCAAGUACGUUCUUAUACUUUGCUUAUGGCAGCAAUUUGUUAACGAAAAGAAUUCACUUCAAUAAUCCAACAGCCGUGCGAAAGGACAUUGGUCGUUUAAAAAAUUACAGACUUGAUUUUAUAACAUACACAAAAAGAUGGGGUGGAGCAGCAGCAACGAUAGUUCCUACAGAAAACUGUUCUGUAUGGGGUGCAGUUUGGGAAUUAGAUAAAUGUAAUCUUUCUACGUUGGAUUGUCAAGAGGGUGUUAUGGAUAAUAUAUAUUUUCCAUUGAUAGUUAAUAUUGAAACUCCCAAUGGUGCUAUUUUAGAAUGUAGAGUAUACCAACAAUGUAAUAUUCCGGCAAACUAUAUAAAACCAAUGUUCCUGCCAAUAGAAAGACGACCAUCGCCUCUUUAUUUAGAAACAAUUAUUAAAGGUGCCCAAGAAAGUCAACUUCCUGAUAGUUACAUACAAUUUUUAAAGAUGAUAUCGCACAAUGGAUUUAAGGGAAAAUGUGAAAUUAGCUUAUCCUUGAAAGAAGCUUAACAUCUGUGAUUCUACACCUUUGUGUAAAGUUUUGAGGAUUCGUUCGGCCAUCGAUAAUUCUGAAGCUUCCUGCAGAAUUAGCUUAACUAAGGUAUAACAGGGAAUUUUUAUUUUCACGAAAAUCUAUUUAUCUUUGUAAUAUUGGAAAUAAUGGAUAAGGAUAUGCAUACAUGCAUAUGUACAUACAUACAUGCAUACAUAUACAUAUAUAUAUAUACAUAUAUGUAU